AUGGUCGGUCAACUCGCUCCGGUGUCGGAAGAGCCCGUCGGCGAGGAGGGCUCCGAGAAGCUAGGCAAGAAGAAGGCCAGUCCCUUCCGUGAGCUCAUCCUCCAUAGGCUUCCCCAGUUCUUCCAGAAGAGGCCUCGCGACGGCGACCUGAGAGUCCUCCUCAGCGUCCUCGGUUGCCCCCUCUCUCCCGUCGAUCUCCCGCCGCUCCCCCGGGCACCACCAUCCCCGGAGGUAUAUUAAGCUCAAACUUAGGUUGAUUCAUUCCAGAGAUUCGAUAUGAUACGAUACUGUUCGUCGCAAUAUUCUACAUCCAACAGUGCUUGCACUCUCUCCCCUUCUAUCAUUCAUUCAGGUGUCGUCGAGGGCGCAGUACAUCCUACGGCAGUUCCGGGCGACGACGGGGAGCGCCGGGGUGGCCGGCAAGGUGAAGAGCGUCUACGCCUCCGGCAAGUUGAAGAUGGCCACCGUCUCCGACGAGCACCGACCGGCGGCGGGCGGCGCCUGUUACGAGGGCUGCUUCGUUCUCUGGCAGAUGGUUCCCGGCAUGUGGCUGGCGGAAUUCGUGGUCGCCGGCCGGAAAGUCACCGCCGGCAGCGACGGCGUGGUCGCGUGGCGGCGCACCCCGUGGCUCCGCACCCACGCAGCCCCCGGCGGUGCGCGGCCCCUGCGGCGCUUCCUACAGGCAAGAGCACCCAUCCCUCUCCUUCCUCCCCACAGAGUUUAGGCUCAUCCUUGACCCUUAGAAGAAAAGCCCGGCCCGCCAUAUGAGAGUAUCAGUUGCCCUCAUACGGUAGGAAGAACGGGUCGGUACUUUUCGGGCUUUUCAGAACAGUUGGGGCCAAAUUUGGCCCGCUACAGUCUCCUUUUAGAACCACGAGUCUUCCUUUGCAGAAAAUCGGGCCGCACUGAGGUUUCGGGCCGAAUCCAUGCUCCUUAUCUAACGCCAACAUCACAUGAUUCAGGCCAGUGCAUUGGCUGUUCACGUGCCCCCCAUCCCACACUACAGCUAAGUUAAUAAAUGCCAUCAUUUAAGUAGUUGUUACACAACCAUGUUAUCAUUAUAAUAAUCUUUGGGCUUCAAACUCUUCGGCAUUAAUGGCUGCAUGUGAAGUUGUCAACGGGCCAGCCCGGGCUUUGCAAAGUCCACUGAGAGGCUGAGAAUCUUUAAGAGCUCAGGCCUGGAGCAAGAGAGAGUCUCAGUGCCAGGUGUAAACUCAACCCUUUCUAAACUGCAGGGUUGAGGGGGGGUGGUGGCAGGUAGCGUGACACUAAUAGGUUGGGAAUUUGACCAAUAGUUCAAGGAAGAUCAUCAGGGAUGCAGUAGCGAUAAGAGGUCAAUGGUAAAUGAUUCAAGCCAUCAUAUUGGAUCAGAUACAAUUGGUCUGAGAUAUAACGGGGUUGGGUGUAAUAAGUUAAGGAUCCGAGGAAUUGGGUAAGGGCAGGUAGCAUGUCACUAAUAAUUAGGGAAUUUGACCAAUGGUUCGAGGAAGAUCAUAAGGGAUGCAGUAGCGGUAAGGAGUCGAUGAUAAAUAAAUCAAUCGCUCGGUUUCCUUCUUACUGUCGAUCUUAUUGGAUCAGAUAUAAUUGAUCUGAGAUGUAACGGGGUUGGGUUUAAUAAAUUAAGGAUCCGAGGAAUUGGCUAAGGGCAAUGCUGAUGAUGUUGCCAAUCCAAAUCGGUGGUUCUGAUUUGGAUUGGCCAAUAUCGAGCAAAAGUGUUACCAAUCGAUCGGGUUCUAUGAGCUUUUACACAUGUUGGAAGGACCAGACUGAUCAAUUAGUAUACUCGUUCACACUAUAGGAAAUCUAUCAGAUUUUUUAAAGCAUGAGGGUAGUAAUCUGUGGAUAAUAUUUUUAUAUGCUUAAUCAGACUUGGGACAUUGAUCUCAAUCAGUAACUCAAGUGUUCUAUCCGCCUAAGAUGAAGACUGAUUCUUUUGGCAGGGGUUGGACCCAGCGCUGGUGGCGGCGUCCUUCUCCGCCGGAGAGUUCAUCGGAGAGGAGCAGGUGGAGGGCGAGGAGUGCUUCGUGCUGAAGCUGGCCGCCGACGACCGGACACUCUCGCAGAGAAGCAACGGUGCGACGGAAAUCAUCAAGCACUACAUGCUGGGUUACUUCAGCCAGAGGAGCGGCCUCCUCGUGUGCCUGGAGGACUCCCAGAUAACCCGCCUCCAGCAGUUGGGCCUACCCCCGGUGUACUGGGAGACGGCCACUCGGUCAUACCUCGGCGACUACCGCCCAGUCGACGGGGUCAUGGUCGCCCACGCCGGUCGGUCGGCGGUGACCAUGGCCAGGGUGGGCGCCGGCGGCAUUGCGAGAGUCGGGAUAACGGAGAUGGAGGAAACGUGGGUGAUAGAUGACGUCGCCUUUGACGUACGGGGCCUCUCCGCCGAGAGCUUCAUCCUCCCGGAGGAGAUCCGGGGGUCUUGA
This is a messenger RNA of Spirodela intermedia, 2426 nucleotides long. The record is from the annotation of a GenBank genome assembly. Lineage: Eukaryota; Viridiplantae; Streptophyta; Magnoliopsida; Alismatales; Araceae.